Molecule: messenger RNA, 1889 nt
Organism: Clarias gariepinus (North African catfish)
Lineage: Eukaryota; Metazoa; Chordata; Actinopteri; Siluriformes; Clariidae
Gene: haus8
Product: HAUS augmin like complex subunit 8
Exons: 10
Coding region: 26-1120 (364 amino acids)
Biological process (GO): centrosome cycle; spindle assembly
Cellular component (GO): cytoplasm; nuclear microtubule; centrosome
Molecular function (GO): microtubule binding
Source: RefSeq, a predicted model, not a curated record
CCGCGAAAGGCAAAGUAAACUCGUAAUGGCAACUAAAAAGAUAACAGCUGCUCGAAAAGUACUGAAAACUGCUUCACACGACUCCUCGAGCUUGGCAUCUGGAAAUGAUGACAGCUGUGGAAACAACAGUGGAGCAAAAAGGAAAACUAAAUCUUCUGGGACAAUUGUGAAGUCUCGUUACAUGCAGACUGAAAAUAAGUCUACUGUAAAGAAAAAUACACCAAAUGAGUCCAUUCUUUUGCCACCCAGGCCUGCUUCACCCAAAGUUGGUAGUGGCUACAAGCCCAGAAUUGGGACACCACCAAGACGAACGUUACAUCUUCAAACUGUUCAGAAUGCCACAUCAGUAAUACCCAGCCUUUUAGAGUCUUCAAGUCUUGGUGGAAAUAUCUUGCAGUCAACAGUCCUGGAUGGCCACUGCAUGCGUCCAGACUUUGAUCUCUCUGUCAUUAAAGAAAAUACAGCACCAACAUCACACCCAAGUGCAGUAGACCCGAAUGCUAAAAAAAGAAACCUGGACUUAGAAACGUUCCUCCUGGCCUUCCUCACUGCUAAGAUUGAAAACAGUACACAAAAACUUAAGCAAGAAGCAGAAAGAAAUCUCAUUACUCUGAUGGAAGAAGAUGAAAAGCUGCGAUCAAAAAUCAUGAGCAAGAAACGGCAGUGCCUUCAUCUUGAAAAGCAACAGCAACUAAAUGAUUUACUCGAUCUGCAGAUUGUCACACUUGAACCUGUAGCUGCAACUGCAAAGCAGUUCACAGAGGAGUACAAGACCUUUGCCUCAGCUAUAGACACGACACGGCAUGAGCUACCUAUUAAGAACUUGCACAUUGAAGAUGACAGAGGGGAGUUUCUGGAUAAAGCAGUUGUCUGCCUGAAUCAGAGCCAGUGUAUCCUGGACCAGUACAUGAGAGAUGUUUCCAUAGACAGUGAAAGCACUGCAGCAUGCCUUAAAGAAAUAGAAAGUGCAGCACAUGGGAUUGACCAGCAUUUAAUCAGUACAUCUUCUGAUCUGUUGGAACUAUCUUCACUUGUGAGUCAGAAGACAGUGCUGGUCCAGCAGUGUUUGGAGGAAGAUAAAAUUGGACUUAAUACUGUACAAAUUCUCUUUUCAGAUUAAUGUUAAUGUUUUUGUAAAUGUGUAAUUAUUACAGCAUUGAAAUCAUUGCAGUUUCUGUUUAUUAUUUGUACUAUUUUAUUGACCUAAAUUUUCUUUCAUCACUGAUAAUUUGCUCUUGAUUUCAGGCAAUCAUACGAUUACGAAAUUAAAUUACUUCAGAUUAAUAAUUCUUAGUAAAUGUGGCUUGUUAAAAAUGUAUAUGCCUUAAGUUAAAUUAGGUAAUUUUCUAAUAUCUUUAAUAAAACUUAUUGAGUCAUCUAUCAAGACUUAUUCAAAACUGUAUAGUAUUUGGGUUUGAAUUCUAUAGCAGUGUUUAACAUUUGUUCAGUGGUCUGAAUACACCUAUUUUAUUAGGUACACUUGUGUUUAACAUUAGAAUUAUUUGCACCCCUGAAAAAGAAUUGCACCCUUUUUAUUAUUAAAUAUUACACCCAAAAAAUUUUAAAAUAUUCCAAAUAUGAUAGCAGGAAGUGGAGCUGCAGUUUUCUGGAUAAAAAGAAUAAAAAUGUUUAAAUUACUUUAUUGCAGUGAGAUGUUGUGGUUUUAUAUCUAACAGAAAAGCUUUUGCCUACAGUAAAGAUAUAAUACUUGUAUACAUUACUAUAGUAUAUGCUAUUAUGGGAUCUUUUGCUAAAAAUAAUGUAGCUGAACUGCAACAUCCUACUUAAUGCUUCAAUGCCAUUUUGGGCUUAUUAUGCUCAUUUGUCAAGGUUAUCGGACAAAUAUUUGACAUGUAAAUCUAGUCUUGUAUAGUUAUAAAAUCUUUUUC